AUGUCCCGGGACAAACUUGCUGCUCUGGACUUGACGCCACGAGAACUCCAGGAUGUGAGCCAGAGUCGCUUGGAGAGGAAGUUGCUUCGAUCCUCGCGGCACGUCAUUGACAAGCCCACGUUCCUCGGCAUCUACACCAAAUGGAUGACAUUGCAAAUUCCAAGACUUGGUUAUCACUCCGCCCUUGACUCCACAGUUAUUUACAGAGAAGGUUGUGACUUUUUAGCCCGCGAAGGCUACGACAAGGGACCGGUUCUUGCUUCCUUCUCGAAUCACCAGAAUGAGUACCUGAAGUGUUUCCCAGAUGGUAAGCGGGAGUUCAACUACGCCAGACGCGACAUUGAGAUCCACUUCAAGAAGCUGGUUGACCAGCCUCGUCGUGCUUCUGCCCAUUCUGCUACAGCCACUUCCUCAACCUUCAAUGAGCAUCUCCUGCAGACCAGAGCUCCUCUAUCUUCACCAGCUUCGCAACAGUCAGAUUUGCAGAGCAGGCGCUCCAGCUUCGACAAGUCCAAGUACGACGGUGUCAGUAGCGAACGUUUAGAGUGGCUCUCAGCGCAGAACGAAGAAGAGGCUAUCUCCGUCAUGCCUCCUCCUGCAGCGGCUCCAGCCGUCCCUACCGGCGACUACCUGUGCAAGCGCUGCGAGCGACCGGGCCAUUUCGUUCAGGAUUGCGAAACGAACUCCAAUCCCUCAUUUGACAGUCCUCCUCCCAAGAGUUACGUCUGUCACAACUGUGGUGAAGCCGGAACGCACUACAAAAAUGCUUGCUCCAUCAAGCCGUCAUCAAAGGGACGUUCUCGCAAGAAAUCAAAAUCCUCGAAGGCAGAACCCGGAAGCGACUCAUUUACAAGACGAUCCUCUCUGUCCAAGACACUUGGAGGCCCUCAAUCGCACCAAACCACUAUGGAUGCUCAAGAAGAUCGCUUGGCUCAUCAAGCUGCAGCUCCAAUGGGUGGAAUCUUGCAUACGCAAGGAGGAGCGGUGACCAGUGCAAGAAACAGAAAACCGUCCAUCCAGCAAACUUCUCGAGGCAGCGACGGCCACAUUAAUGAGGACAGGGCCGCUUUCAUUCAAAAUUGCACUGAUAGAUACCGCCCGAGUGCCAAUGCCGGAGGAAGCACUGUCCGUUCCCGCAGCAGCAGCAUUGCUCCCAUCGACGGACGUAGUCGUCGCAGUCGGCGCGACUCGAACCGCCGUCUUGAUUCAUACCGCCCUGAGACGAAGAUGAAGCUGGAGACGGCUAGAAAGGACAGCAACAAGACCGUCACAGGCACGAAUACCAGUAGAGGUUCCUUGCAACACUCUCAGUCCUCUAUCGUGGCCUCAGACGGUAGACUCUCUCCUUGGAGUGAUAUUCACACGCCACCAACAAAGCGGGUCCGUCGUGAUUCUCCUCCUCCCGCAGGUUUGCCUUGGGAUGAUGCCGAGUCUCUAUUUGAGCAGCCCAAUGUCGGUCAACUCAACCAGCCGGCCACUACAACCUCUUUCCCCUCCGGUCAGCAGCAUGCCACACAGUUCCAGCCGGUUAACCGAGACGCAAUGGAGGAGGAUUUCAUUCCUCUUACUUCCGAAGAGGAGUGGGAGCAGGCUGGUAUUGAGGCCGACGCUUUUCUUGAGAAUUUCGGAAUUGAGUUGGCUUCCUACGGCUACGUUCAGCCCUCGUCGACCCCUUCCAACCGUCCGAUGCCUUUCACCAGCCCUGGUAGCAACAUCACUGGACACAACAACUCCGCUAACGAGUUCGGCCCUGGUAUCUCCCAGUAUGCCACCUUCGCUGAAACAGAAGCCGUCAUCGCGGAGGAAUCGAAAGGCAACGACAACGAUGAUUCGGCCUGUUCGCUGAUGAGCUCUCCUGUUCCGCGCGGAGCAAUCUCUCCUGACACCGACGGUGAUGUUUGCAUGACAAACGCUGCUGAGGGCUCUGUCAAGACCCUAACCGAGGGUCAGGCUAUCGUCCCGUACCAGACGGUGAAGCCUCUCCAGAGAAACCCUCCCUAUGACCCUCGCGUCAAGGCACUUUUCCAAGGCCGAGAGCAUGAGAACGUGUACGUCAACGUCGCUGGCCGCAACACGGCAAUGGAUAUGUACGAAGACGAGGAGACGCGUGCCGCAAGGCGAAUGUCGCGCCUGACCGUCAAAGACUCCGCCUCAUCCAAGUGUGAAGACUAA
This is a messenger RNA of Colletotrichum siamense, 2172 nucleotides long. RefSeq lists its product as uncharacterized. Bases 1 to 2172 code for a protein of 723 amino acids. NCBI's taxonomy places the organism in Eukaryota, Fungi, Ascomycota, Sordariomycetes, Glomerellales, Glomerellaceae. The record is from RefSeq and is a predicted model, not a curated record. The transcript has 2 exons. Gene Ontology annotation, molecular function: nucleic acid binding; zinc ion binding.